This is a messenger RNA of Vidua macroura (Pin-tailed whydah), 1185 nucleotides long. RefSeq names its product transmembrane protein 61 (gene TMEM61). The record is from RefSeq and is a predicted model, not a curated record. NCBI's taxonomy places the organism in Eukaryota, Metazoa, Chordata, Aves, Passeriformes, Viduidae. The transcript is spliced from 3 exons. Bases 310 to 942 code for a protein of 210 amino acids.
GCUCUGCUCUGUCCGCACCUGCCUCGGGAGGCUGAGCGCCCCGGAGUUCUUGGAAGCUCUUCCAAGGCAUCGCUGUUACUUUGCUUUGAAUGGGGACCAAACCCUCAGUGAUAAUUAUCACAACAAAAUAGCGAAUUUGGAUGAAGGCAGGAAGGGAUCUCCCUAAAGACACGCUCACGCUUUGUUUGGUGCCUCUCUGCCCGGCGUUCUUCUUCUGUGAUUAAAGGUCUCCAGCCCCGCACGGAAGGACGGUCUGCUCUCUCAUGCCUUGCCUCGCUCUUCUCCCCUCCUAAACCCUUCUCCUGAAGGAUGGCAGCCGCCUCUUUCCGCUACGGCCUGACCAUCACGGGGGCCGUGCUGCUGGUGACGGGCACGCUGUGCUUCGCCUGGUGGAGUGACGGCGAGGUGGGCUCCGGCAGCGGGGCUCGCCUCCUGCCUCCCCGGGAAGCCGAGGCCGUCCCCAGCUCCUCCUCCUCCAGCGCCCUGCUCCGCUCCGUCAGCUUCUUCUGCUGCGGCAUCGGCGGCAUCCUGCUCAUCUUCGGCCUCCUGUGGUCCGUGAAGGCCAACGCCAGGGUGGUGUCCCGGCGCUACCAGUACCAUUUCCCCAGGGACCUGCAGUACUUCACGGCGGAGCCUCCGGAGAAGUGGAACUGCAGCACCUGGGACGCCAGUGCCAUCCCCACCUAUGAAGAAGCCCUGACCUGCAGACCUGCCCACGCUGCCCCGGCCUAUGUGCAGCCGCCGGGGAGGAAGGAGGAGCUCACGCCGCCCCUGUACCGCUACCUGGAGGAGGACGAGAGCUGGCAGGGCGGCCGCCGGCGCAGCUCCUCCGACAGCGCCUUGUUCCGCCCCAGCCCGUCCUGGCUGGACGCGGCACAGCCCCAGGAGCCGCAGGCAACGCCUCCCCCCAGCUAUGAGAACAUCAGCGUCCGGGGGCUCUGAGCCCGGGCGGGACUCUGCGGGUGGCUGCCCAGUCCCUCAGCUUUAAACUGAGCCUCUCCGUGGUGGGGGUGAGAGGAGGGUGGGCGAGGAGUGGGAAGGGUCAGCCCGGCUUUCCUGGCUGUCCGAGCGGUGCGUCCGGCGCUGUGGGGGCUGUGGGGCCCGCGGGAGAUGUGUUCAGAGCGUCGGGGGUAGCUGGCAUGUUUGAAAGCUUUCAUAUUUUUAAUAAAACCACUGCUGGUUUCA